AUGACAAUCGAGGACUGCUCUGCUGCUCGACAGGCACGACCUGUUCCUGAUACGCCUACCAAUGUGCUCCAGCAGCUUAGCAUGAAGGGCAAGGUCGUCGUCGUCACAGGCGCAAGCGAUGGUCUUGGAUAUGCGGCCAUCGAGGCCGUCGCUGAAGCUGGCGCCGAUGUUGCUCUCUGGUACAACUCGAACGACGUAGCCAUCCAGAAAGCCCAGGAGCUCGCAAAAGCACACUCGAUUCGAGCAAAGGCGUACCAGUGCGAGGUCUCGAAAGUCGACAAGGUUCGCUCCACCAUUGAACAGGUUGUCGCCGACUUUGGCCGUAUAGACGUCUUUGUCGCCAACGCCGGCAUGGCCAUCUCCAAACCCAUCCUCGAGCAGACCGUCGACGAGUAUAAGCGUCAGAUGGAAGUCAACGUCGACGGCGUCUUCUACUGUGCCAAAUACGUAGGCGAGGUCUUCAAGCGACAGGGCAAGGGCAACCUCAUCAUCACUUCGAGCAUGUCCGCUCACAUUGUCAACGUUCCCGUCGAUCAGCCCGUCUACAACUCGACCAAGGCCGCCGUCACUCACAUGGGCAAGUCGCUGGCUAGAGAGUGGAGGGAUUUUGCACGCGUCAACAUCGUCAGUCCGGGCUUCUUCGACACCAAGCUCGGUGCCAGUCCGCGCGUGGUCAACGAGGCCUAUCGCAUGUCGGCGCUCGGCAGACAAGGCCACGUCAAGGAAAUCAAGGGCCUCUUCCUCUACCUUGCCAGCGACGCUUCAUCCUAUCAAACAGGCAGCGACACUCUCAUCGACGGCGGUUACACGCUUCCUUGA
Messenger RNA from Pseudozyma hubeiensis SY62, 819 nucleotides. RefSeq lists its product as hypothetical. Gene Ontology annotation, cellular component: intracellular anatomical structure. Lineage: Eukaryota; Fungi; Basidiomycota; Ustilaginomycetes; Ustilaginales; Ustilaginaceae. The coding region runs from base 1 to 819 and encodes 272 amino acids. The transcript has a single exon. Gene Ontology annotation, molecular function: oxidoreductase activity, acting on NAD(P)H, oxygen as acceptor. The record is from RefSeq and is a predicted model, not a curated record.